This is a messenger RNA of Carassius auratus (goldfish), 598 nucleotides long. Its product is annotated as helicase POLQ-like. The transcript has 3 exons. Lineage: Eukaryota; Metazoa; Chordata; Actinopteri; Cypriniformes; Cyprinidae. The record is from RefSeq and is a predicted model, not a curated record. The coding region runs from base 73 to 297 and encodes 74 amino acids.
AGAAGCUAGAGGAGUUUUGGGCCUAUAAGGCUCUUCUCUCAGAGCUGACUCGUAGAUUGACUUAUUCCACUCAUGGAGCAUCGUGCUAAGCAGCUGUAUAAUGCUGGUUACAAGACACUGGCACAUCUUGCCAACGCAGAUCCACAAAUUCUGGUCCAAACUAUUGAAAACCUCUUCAAAAGACAAGCAAAUCAAAUUAUUGCAUCAGCAAAAAUGUUAAUAAAAGAGAAAGCAGAAGCCUUGCAGGAGGAGGUUGAUAACCUGCUUACGCUUCCACCUGAUCUCCCAUCUUUGUAAAUUUGUGUUUAUUUUUAUUUAUAUGAUGUAGCUACAUAGACAUGCAUAUUAUUUAAUAAUCCGCCUGGCAUUAUGUUAACUAUUUUGUGCCUACAUGUCUGGCUGAAAUAAAAAUGGAAGUAACCUCUUUUUAGUAGCAUCUGUUACUCAUUUCCAUGAUCAUCAUGUGUUAUUUUGUGUCAUAAAUACUUUAUAACCAGUCAGCCACAAAGGAGAAACAAAUUCCAGCGCUGCCUUUGAUGUUGUGAGUUCCAGUCAUAGACUAUUAAACGGUUUCAGCCAAUCAAAAAAAAAAAAAAAA